This is a messenger RNA of Talaromyces proteolyticus, 1518 nucleotides long. Its product is annotated as aldehyde dehydrogenase. The transcript is spliced from 2 exons. The coding region runs from base 1 to 1518 and encodes 505 amino acids. The record is from RefSeq and is a predicted model, not a curated record. Gene Ontology annotation, molecular function: oxidoreductase activity, acting on the aldehyde or oxo group of donors, NAD or NADP as acceptor. NCBI's taxonomy places the organism in Eukaryota, Fungi, Ascomycota, Eurotiomycetes, Eurotiales, Trichocomaceae.
AUGGCUGACCUCGCUGUCGACCUCACUGCGCCCAACGGCCAGAAAUACAAGCUGCCCACCGGACUCUUCAUCAACAACGAGUUCGUCAAGGGCAAUGGCGGCACCAUCGUGUCCAUUGAUCCUGCCACCGAGAAAGAGAUUGUCACGAUCCAUGCCGCCAGUGCUGACGAUGUCGACCGAGCUGUGAAAGCUGCCCACGCUGCCCUCAAGCACUCGUCCUGGAAGCUGCUCCCCCCUACCGACCGCGGUCGUUUGAUGGCCCGCCUCGCCGACUUGGUGGAGGAGAAAAGAGAAAUUCUGGCUACAAUUGAAGCAUGGGACAACGGCAAGCCAUACUCGGUUGCAUUGAACGACGAUCUGGGAGAAGUGGCCUUGACCCUCCGGUACUACAGCGGAUGGGCCGACAAGACGUUCGGACAGACCAUUAGCACAACCCCUGAGAAGUUCGCCUAUACUCUGCGCCAACCUAUUGGUGUGGUGGGCCAGAUCAUCCCAUGGAACUUUCCCCUCUCAAUGGCUGCUUGGAAACUCGGUCCAGCCCUGGCCUGCGGUAACACCGUUGUGUUGAAGCCUGCCGAACAGACCCCCCUGAGCGUGUUGAUUCUUGCAGAGCUGAUCAAGGAAGCCGGCUUCCCUCCUGGUGUGGUCAACAUCGUUAAUGGCUACGGCCGGGAAGCUGGUUCUGCCUUGGUGGAGCAUCCUCUGGUCGAUAAAGUCGCAUUCACUGGUUCGACUGCUACUGCCCGCCAAAUAAUGAAAAUGGCAUCCGCUACUUUGAAGAACAUUACUCUCGAGACUGGAGGAAAAUCACCCCUUUUGGUUUUCAGUGAUGCCGAUCUUGAACAGGCAGUUAAGUGGUCUCAUUCUGGAAUUAUGUAUAACCAAGGCCAGAUUUGCACCGCUACAUCUCGUAUCUUCGUCCAAAAGGAGAUUUACAACACCUUUAUUGAGAAGUACAAGGAGGCCGUCAAGAGCACCUCUAAAGUUGGAAAUCAAUGGGACGAGUCUACCUUCCAGGGCCCACAAGUCACCCGUGCACAGUACGAGCGUAUUCUUGAUUACAUUGAGAUUGGAAAAUCCGAAGGCGCUACUGUCCUCACAGGCGGAGAGCCUUACAGGGAAGAAGGCAGCAGUACAGAUUUCAGCAAGGGAUUUUUCAUCGCUCCUACCGUCUUCACCGAUGUCAACGACUCGAUGCGUAUCUGUCAGGAAGAGAUAUUUGGCCCUGUUGUGGCCAUAGCUUCUUUCGAAACAGAAGAGGAAGCCAUCAGUCGUGCAAAUAACACAACCUACGGUCUCGGUGCAGCUGUCUUCACUACAAACCUCCAGCGUGGCCACCGUGUCGCAGCUGAGAUUGAGUCCGGCAUGGUCUGGAUCAACAGUUCUCAAGACAGCGACCCGCGCGUUCCAUUUGGUGGUGUCAAACAGUCUGGAAUUGGCCGUGAGCUUGGAGAGGCUGGUCUCGAGGCUUACAGCCAGAUCAAGGCUGUUCACGUGAACAUGGGAACAGUGCUCUAA